Molecule: messenger RNA, 694 nt
Organism: Pelobates fuscus (common spadefoot toad)
Lineage: Eukaryota; Metazoa; Chordata; Amphibia; Anura; Pelobatidae
Gene: GOLT1A
Product: golgi transport 1A
Exons: 5
Coding region: 59-454 (131 amino acids)
Biological process (GO): retrograde transport, endosome to Golgi; endoplasmic reticulum to Golgi vesicle-mediated transport
Cellular component (GO): endoplasmic reticulum; membrane
Source: RefSeq, a predicted model, not a curated record
GGGACACGUAAACUAGGAAGUCAGAAUCCUGUUUCUGCGUGAUCAGGCAGUGAGGACAAUGAUCAGCGAACUACAGAAGUUCGGUGCUGGUUUAGCAGGAUUUGGUAUUUUUUUCCUCAUCUUUGGGGUACUGUUAUACUUUGAUAGAGUGCUUCUGGCCUUUGGAAAUGUCCUAUUUCUGUUUGGUCUGGCACUAAUUAUUGGCCUCAGAAGGACAUUUAGCUUCUUCUUCCAGCGACAAAAGUUAAGGGGUAGCUCGUUCUUUUUAGGUGGGGCACUGCUGGUCCUGCUCCGCUGGCCUCUGAUUGGAAUGCUGUGCGAGUUCUAUGGCUUCAUUAGCCUAUUCAGAGGGUUCUUUCCAGUGGUAUUUGGCUUUUUGGCUUCACUAGGGAACAUUCCACUGCUCACCAUGCUCUUCCAGAGACUUGCAGGAGGUGAUUCUAACAUGGUGUAAGAGAGCCAGGAUGUGCACAGCCUAGAGAUACAUCUAACAAAUGUUGUAUUAGUUAUGUAUGACGAUGAUUCUGUUAACUAAAUCAAAGACAAUUGCUAUCAAGCAGAAAUCCAAGGAAUCAAUAGAACCAGACUGCAAACAGCUUGGAUGUUCUUACACUAAAUAUAGUUUGAAACUUUUUUUUAAAUAUUACAUUGUCUAGUUAUUUAAUAUUACACUGAAAUAAAAUAUUAAACACGG